Molecule: messenger RNA, 2319 nt
Organism: Thermothelomyces thermophilus ATCC 42464
Lineage: Eukaryota; Fungi; Ascomycota; Sordariomycetes; Sordariales; Chaetomiaceae
Exons: 3
Coding region: 122-1960 (612 amino acids)
Biological process (GO): positive regulation of transcription by RNA polymerase II; meiotic cell cycle
Cellular component (GO): nuclear chromosome
Molecular function (GO): DNA binding; DNA-binding transcription factor activity
Source: RefSeq, a predicted model, not a curated record
GCGGGCUUAUCUCAGAUGUCAUGCCCGGCCGAUAUCGACCCUGCGUGCCGCUGCAGUUCCGAUCCGAGUCCCGCGCAGUCCUGCAUGAAUCGCCCAGACGCUCUUCCGGAGCGGCGAUGAGAUGGCCGGCUUCAGUUCCAUGCCGGCGCUGUCGUCCGGCGCCGCUCCAGGCCCGGACUCCAUGUCCAUAUCGGCUUCGGAGAUGGAGGCCUUCGACGCCUCGAUGGCCUUCGACGACUCCAUGCUGUCGGUACACCCGCCAUACCUCUUCGAUAACGACGGCCAUGCGAACCACACCUCCCCGGCCAGCGACCCCGUCAACGUGCCCCAGAUCCCCUUCACCCCGACUGCCUACGACUUUGAGAACUUCAGCACCACCUUCGAGGACCCCUUCUCCUACCCGGCUCGGCCCUUCGACGGCACCGGCCGGAGCCACUCGCGCGGGCCGCACGACGCCGCCGCCGCACCCACCGAUUCCCACCGCAGCCACCACGACCUCUACGGUCACAUGGGCAUAGGCGGCGCCUCGCCCCAAGACGAUGACGACGAAGGGCCCGACAACAAGCUGCUCAGCUUCGGGCCCCCCAUUCCCGGAAAGGCCACCCUCCUCACCGACACGGGCCAGUUCGUCGAGCCGGCCAUGACGGGCGAGCUGUACGGCAUGUUCUUCGUCGCCGAGGACGUCUUCGGCGCCGACAGCAACGCCACCGGCCGCCCGCUCGAGCUGACGUGCUACCGGCGCAACCUCUGGCAGAUCUCCGGCCAGAUCACGCUGCCGCGGCACGUGGCGCAGUACGUCGACGACCAGGGACGGCGCGGCCCCGUCGUCGAGCUGGCGGCCUCCAUCACGGCGGUCGAGAGCAUCGAGGGCCGCGCCGCCGAGAUGAUCACAAUCCCCUGGAGGGGGAGCAAUGCCCCGCUGGGUGCCGAGGAGUCCAAGGCAGUGAGCGCGCCGCCCGUGGUCCCGCUCGACUUUAGCGGCUCCGGCCAGGAGGUGGACGGCGGGAGCCGGGUCUCGGUCCCGGUAGCCUGGAAGAGGCUGCAGUUCAAGCACGCGACAGCGAACAACGGCCGGCGCAAGGGGCUACAACAGCACUACGUGGUGCAGAUUAACCUGCUGGUCAAGAGCAAGGCGGGGGAAUACAUCAAGGUAGCCGAGAUCCAGUCGGGCCCCGUGAUCGUGAGGGGAAGGAGCCCGAGGAACUUUGAUAGCCGAAAGGAGGUCCCGCUGGGGGACAAACGGCCGCUAGAGAGGAGGAACACCGAAGGUUCGGGCUCUGCCGCAGCGAAGCAGGAGAAGCAGGAGAGGCAGGAUGAUGGCACGCCGGUCAAGACGCAGCGGUAUAACCCGACGACGGGCGUACAGCAAUCACCGUCCGACCGGGCGACCCCCUACGGCAUGAACACGCCCAACCCGCAACAUCCGAAUAAGAAGUUGGCGGUGACCUCGCCCAACGUUAACCGCCCGCCCGUACCCUCUUGGGGCUCGCUAGAGCCCCCUUCCUCGGCAAACGCGAAGCAAAACAACGCCGGCAACGCGAAUCCGAACGCCGCCGCGGUCAGACAACGCAGCAACAGCACAACCGGGCCCCAGCCUCUCCCAUUAUCCCUCUCCCUAUCCGAGGACGAGCGCAGCCCGCCCAACCGUUCCAGCUCCAACGAUAGUUCACAGAGCCCUCGGCUCACCACUAAGGCCUCUACGCGGUCUUCCACCGGUGGUGGGGCGGGCCUGGCGUCCGCCGGGCAAGCCGGCAGCAGCAGCGGGGCGCACGACCAUCUUGGGGGUUCGCUUGACUCCGAUGACAUGUUAUACGAGUACUUUCCCCUCAGCCUGGACGACUGGAUGCCACCCGUCGACGCCAUCUACCGUCCGCACGUCGUCCACCACACAAUCGUCCCGCCAGAAGUCAAGGCGCAGCAGGUGCGGAGCAAAGCAAAGCGGUACUUUGCCGCCGAGUGAAAAUCCAAGCAAAACGAGUCAGGGUCAGGGUUUGGUUUCGGAUUUGGCCCUUGGUUAUCAGGUGACUUUACUUUUGUAUGAUAUGAAUGAAUUUGACGAAGGGGACGGAUGGAAUGGGCAAAGACAUAUAAGGAUGUAACUGCUCUCUAUUUUGGCUCCUUUAUUGCAUCCUGGAUGGCAUUGGCGUCUCUCACUGGGGAGUUUUCUGGGAACCUUAUGUGUUUGUAUGUCGGUGGUUUGGUUGGAUUUGUCGCUUGAAUGUUGGGUCUUCAGGGGCUGAAGCUAGUUAGGUCAUGAGGUAAGAGGGUUGUGUUAUUUACCGGGCAGAUUGGUUACUGAAGACGGCAUCAUCAUCCAUC